Messenger RNA from Gallus gallus (chicken), 4013 nucleotides. It is a transcript of the gene IL2RA, whose product is annotated as interleukin 2 receptor subunit alpha. The transcript has 5 exons. Gene Ontology annotation, molecular function: interleukin-2 binding; interleukin-2 receptor activity. NCBI's taxonomy places the organism in Eukaryota, Metazoa, Chordata, Aves, Galliformes, Phasianidae. Gene Ontology annotation, biological process: inflammatory response. Bases 175 to 810 code for a protein of 211 amino acids. The record is from RefSeq and is marked provisional.
GCGGAGCCAGUCAGUGAAACAACCAUUUGCUGACCACAGAGUCCUUGCUAGUCCUUGGUAGUUCUAAGGCUAACCAUGCAGUAGACAGCUUGUAGGGUCAGCCAACACCAACCCAUCGCUUCUCAGAAACUUCACCAUCCUUGGCGUUACGGAGGAAAGAUGUAAACAGGUCCCAUGGAGCUCAAGCGCCUUUUGAUGUGGCUCUUGCUUGGAUCCAUCAUGGGGACAGGGGCAGAUAAAUGCCCACGUCUUUCAACUACUGAAUUUGCUGAUGUGGCUGCUGAAACAUAUCCACUGAAGACCAAACUGCGUUAUGAAUGUGACAGUGGCUAUAGGAGACGAAGUGGGAACACCUUGACAAUUAGGUGUCAGAAUGUAUCAGGGACUGCUUCUUGGGUCCACGAUGAACUUGUGUGCAUUGAUGAGAAAUUUUUGUUCUCAAGGAAUCACACAGCUAAGUUAAAUCCUACACAACAGCCAGCAAGACAAACCCAAAGCCCAGCACCUCCGAAGCAAGCAAACAAUUCAAGUUUUUGCGGUAUGCCCCAAACUGUCCCACAUGCCUCUCUGAGCGUACACCAAAUAUAUUCUGUGGGGCAAGUAUUACAUUUCAAAUGCCCGACUGGCUACAAUAAGCAGCUUCCUACCACUGGCACCAUCACGUGCAAGAAUGUGGAUGGAAGAAUCAAGUGGACACCCGCUGAUAGGCCAUGUACCAAUGACAGCGGCCCUAUAAACAAGCAGCUAUCCCAUCUCAUGGAGGCAGUCAUCUUUUUCAUUCUGCUUCUCCAUUCUGCUGUCUUUUUGUGAGUCGCCGAGCAGAGACGAUAAAACGGGAAGGAACCAGGAAAAUGUGAAAUCUGAAAUAAUCCCUGGAAGAGCUCUCAGCCAGAUCUACCACCUCAUUAUUGCACUGCUUGGAUUUCUGAAUACCUUCUCUGGUAUUAAAUAAAUGACUCCGGAUUUUGGGUUGUCUGGUUCAGCUGUUAAAUACUGGCACAAGAAAAGGAGGAAUCAGAGCUUCUGAAAUCAAAAAAAGUGUGCAUAAAACCGCUUUGUCUCAGCCAUUGUGGAACAGAGAGUGACAGUUCAAAUAACGGGUGGAAAAUGAAUCCUGUGAGGAAAUUAAGGUUAAUUAUGCAAAUAUGUUGGUUUCAGAUAGAUUGCGCAAUCAGUCUUUUUCUGUCUGGCUGGUCUGUGGGAAGUCUGAUGGAGCAUCUGCCACCACCACCACGUAAUUCUUUGUCCUUCGUCCCCCUGAUUUCUCAGACGUGCCAUGACAGCUUUGUACUGCAGACUUAUUUUAGUCUGGCCUCCUCACUGCUUCUAUUACUACACUGAGAUGUAACUUGUUCCUGUUCAGAGGCUCCUCCGCCUACGUAAUCCAAAGUGUCCCCAUUUCACACUUGGAAGUUCUCCUUUUCUCCUCCUUCUCUGCAAAUGCUCAUUCCAGUUUCUCCUUAUGUUCUUUACUAAUUACUAGUGGGCUCUGCCUCUCUGCUGAAUGGGAAUUUUUCUCUACAGGGUGGGAGGAAUCAUACGAUAGAGUCAUAGAAUCAUAGAAUGACUUGAGUUGGAAGGGACCUCAAAGAUUACCUAGUUCUCACUCUCUCUACCCUGAUUGCCUGGGCUGUUAUGGGGUGUCUCAGAAUAUGAUAGGUGAAAAAUUGUCAAGAAUGAUCUAUAUCUCCCUGACUCUGUGGUGGGACAAGGGCUGAAGUAACCAACACCAGAUGAAGUAGUAACUGAGGUCCUAAGUGGUGUCUUCUGUGGAAACUGCUGACUGAUUGCUCAGGUUGCCCAGAGAUCUUCCAUCUCUGGAGACAUUCAAGGUCAGGCUGGAUGGGGAUCUGAGCAACCUGAUGUAGCUAUAGUGUCCCUGUUCACUGCAGGGCAGUUGGACUAGAUGACCUCCGAGAGUCCUUUCUAACCCAAAUGAUUCUAUGAUUCUAUGAUUCUAAGAUUCUAUAAUUCUGUCACCUCUCCUACUAAGUAUAGAAGAGACCAUAGAAAACCUGACUCUUCCCAGCUGUAGUAAAGCCUUUCCUACCUAUGGUGAUGUCUUCUCAGGGAGAUGUGACACUGAGAUAUAAGCUAGAGGAACCAAUGCCAUACUACAGAACAACCAGAUUCGUGCCUGAAGCUGCCCCACAGAAACAUUUCUACAGUAUAGCAAUUAUAGUAUUCUGACAUAACAACAACCUCAUGUAAGUGACCAGGUGGACAAAUGGACUGAUCACCCAAGUACAUUAGAUGGUAGCACUGUCCCUACAGAUCACACACCACUUUCUCUACAGAGAGAUGCUGGAAGCCUGAUUUCACCCAGGCCAUGCUGUGCUAUGCUGUGCUAUGUUAUGCUAUGCUAUUCUAUUCCAUUCUGUUCCAUUCCAUCUCAUUCCAUUCCAUCCCAUUCCAUUCCAGUAUUGCUCCAGAUCAGAGAAGGCACAAGAUUAAUUUGGCAGUUCCUUUUAUACUUGCAGAGCAUCAAAAAGCCUACUACAAAGGCAUCUGAGGACAGAUUCAAGCAUGACUUCAGCAUGUGCAAUAUUUGAUAUAUACUUACUUUACUGGGAAUUUAUGAGGUUUGAAUAGACUUUAACCUCUUCUUUAGCUAUAUUUUGCCUGGUAUGAUAGGGUUCAACUGAGAAAAUAUAAACAACAUCUGAGACAAACAAUGGGAAGGAACAAGUCCCUUAGAGGAAUGUGCUUAUCUCACCCUAUUGCCUAUAUGUAUAUGUAUGCCUGUAGUUAUUUAUGUCAUAUAUAUCUAAAUAUACAUAUCCUACAUAUAUACCCAUAUGUAUAUGUAACUGUACAUCUAUAUGUACAUAGCAGUACAUAUAGAUAUACACAAGUAUGCCUAUGUGUAGACCAAAUCCCUCAGUGUCUAAAGGCACUUGUUUCUCUUCAUUGACUCUAAAUGAUGCCCAAAUUGACCAGAUUACCUGUAGAUGCUUACAUGGAAUGUCAAAACCCAAACAGGAUUAAUCCCUUCUAAUUCAGUAGGCAUGACAUGUUAGUUUAGUUUUCUAUUUUGUAAUAGAGUGCAUGUCAUUACUUUACUGAGUUGUAUUCCUGUUGAGUUUUUCUCACUUCAUAGCUUUGAUAUUUAUACUUUCCAUAACUUUUCUUUAUUCCUGUUGGAGCAGGACUUAUUUGUAAUAUGUAUCUUUAUAAAGAUACAUACCUGACAGUCUAUUACACACUGGUAUAUUGUAUGGGAGAAAACAGCAAUCUGUACUUAUGCAAUAGGUGAUAUGUUUUCAAACCUGCCAGCUGCUCUGAAGUGUGCAAGCAGUGGUACUGGGAUCUUCUGCUUCAUUUGUUUAAUGCACAUUAGUUACUGUUAACAUAACUCCGUUAAGCACUGCAAUUAGGUUGGCAUGACUUGUCUCACUCACGGCAGUUGACUGGAGAAGGCUAAUAUAUUACCUGCUUCUAGCACAUAUACUUUUAUCCAGUUAUGCAGAUAACAAGUCAUGUCUCCCGUUGCUCUGCUGACUUAUUCUACUUUCCCUAACCAGGUUGGUUCAUGGGCUCUCUCUCCAUAUUUUGUCUUUCCUUCUUGGCAGUCAAGGGAGACAUACUGCUGGUACGGUACCUGUAAGCAAUACAUACUGGAGAAGUACUAUAGGAUUCAAUUUUCUUAGCUAUUAAUGUCUACGUAGGGUCAGAACCCAGGUGAUCUCCAGCAUGGGAGCCGUAUAUGUACUUUACCAGAAAGCCCUAAGUCUCAGACAAGCUGAACUUCACCUCCUGGUAGGCCUUGUUGGCUCAGUCCUUCAGCAUGACACACAGAGGGUGUGGAAAUCAGUAAGAUGCAGCCUGGAAGCAAAAAUCCACCACUGAAGGAGACUGUGGCCAAACGGCUACCAUCACUGUCCUGCUUUCUCCAUAGCCACUCAUUUGUUUUACAUGAAGUGUGGUGUUUGAUACUUCUAUUUUGUAAACUUGAUUUUCUCAGCACGGAAUGAUCAAUAAACUAUAACAAUAAAUUAUUCUGGAUGUUUGAA